CCCGUUCGUAUCGACUUGGUGAUACACGCUUUCGUUCCUUCAAGAUGCGCUUCCUCCCCUGCAUUGCGACCUUGGCGGCCACGGCUUCUGCCCUCGCUAUUGGAGACCAUGUCCGCUCGGACGAUCGUUAUGUCCUAGAGUUGGCCCCGGGAGAAACGAAAGUUGUUACGGAAGCAGAGAAAUGGGCUCUGAGAGCGGAGGGCAAGCGUUUUCUCGACAUAACCGGACGGACCAGUAGCCUGGAUCUUGCAUCGAACAAGAAGCAAAAGGUCGCGGUUACAUAUCCCGAUUCCGUGCAACAUAACGAGACUGUGCAAAAUUUGAUCAAGUCGCUCGACAAAAAGAACUUCGAAACCGUUCUCCAGCCGUUCUCGGAGUUCCACAAUCGCUAUUACAAGAGCGACAAUGGUAAAAAAUCAUCCGAGUGGCUGCAAGGCAAGAUCCAGGAAAUCAUUUCCGCCAGCGGAGCGAAGGGAGUCACUGUGGAGCCUUUCAAACACUCUUUCCCGCAGUCGAGUCUGAUCGCGAAGAUCCCGGGCAAGAGUGACAAGGUCAUUGUGCUUGGAGCGCAUCAGGACUCGAUCAACCUCAAUUCGCCUUCCCAGGGCCGUGCACCAGGUGCUGAUGACGAUGGAUCUGGGGUUGUUACCAUUCUCGAAGCCUUCCGCGUUCUCCUAACGGACGAGAAGGUCGCAGCCGGCGAGGCUCCGAACACCGUUGAGUUCCACUUUUAUGCCGGAGAGGAGGGAGGUCUCCUGGGAAGUCAGGACAUCUUCGAACAGUACUCGCAAAAAAGCCGAGACGUGAAAGCCAUGCUCCAGCAGGAUAUGACAGGUUAUACCAAAGGCACCACUGAUGCUGGAAAGCCGGAGUCGAUCGGUAUCAUCAUCGAUAAUGUGGAUGAGAACCUGACCAAGUUCCUAAAGGUCAUUGUCGAUGCUUAUUGCACUAUCCCGACCGUCGAUUCGAAAUGUGGAUAUGGAUGCUCCGAUCAUGCUUCUGCUACGAAGUAUGGCUAUCCUGCCGCAUUUGCGUUCGAGUCAGCCUUUGGCGACGACAGCCCGUACAUUCACUCGGCCGAUGAUACGAUUGAUACCGUCAAUUUUGACCAUGUGUUGCAACACGGCAGACUGACUCUUGGAUUUGCAUAUGAACUUGCCUUCGCAGAUUCGUUGUAAGGCUUAUGAUGACGGGUGUAUGAGC
Messenger RNA from Aspergillus caelatus, 1203 nucleotides. Its product is annotated as M28 family metallopeptidase. The record is from RefSeq and is a predicted model, not a curated record. The coding region runs from base 45 to 1178 and encodes 377 amino acids. Gene Ontology annotation, biological process: proteolysis. NCBI's taxonomy places the organism in Eukaryota, Fungi, Ascomycota, Eurotiomycetes, Eurotiales, Aspergillaceae. Gene Ontology annotation, molecular function: metalloexopeptidase activity. The transcript is spliced from 4 exons.